AUGGCAUGCGACAUAGUCCCCCUCAUUCUUGAUAAUAAACCCAUUAUUACAACAGACACCUUUGACGUCAUCAGCCCAAGCACUGGGGAAGUGGUUCACAAAUCCAGCGCUGCUUCCGUUGCAGAUGCUGUUCGUGCGGUUGAGUCUGCGAAGGUGGCGUUUAAGACCUGGUCGAAGGUUAAACCCACAGCUCGUCGAGAUCUCCUGUUACGAGUCGUCGGGAUAUACGAACGACGCAAAGAAGAGCUGAUAGGAUAUGCGCAAGAAGAGACUGGAUCCACUCGUUUCUUCGGUGAAAUCAACUACGGGAUCGGAUUCGAUCUGCUGAAGGAUGUAGCAUCAAGGGCCACCACCAUAGAGGCUGGUACGGUGCCAAUCCUGAAGGAAGAAGGCCAGAGCGGCAUAGUGUAUAAAGAGCCAUAUGGGGUUAUUCUCAGCAUUACUCCAUGGAAUGCGAUGCUUCUCUUGGGUCUGCGGGCGAUCAUUCUACCUCUAGCAGUCGGUAACACCGUGGUGCUUAAAGGUUCCGAACUGUCCCCGAAAUGCUUUUGGGCUCUUUGGGACGUCUUUCGUGAAGCUGGGCUUCCACCUGGUUGUCUUAAUAUUCUCUAUCAUCGGCCAGCAGAUGCAGCCGAUGUCACGACAGCAUUGAUCGCACAUCCAGCUGUCCGAAAGGUGAACUUCACCGGCAGCACACACGUUGGAAGCAUCGUUGCUGCCACUGCUGGGAAAUAUAUCAAACCAGUGCUGCUCGAACUCGGAGGAAAAGCGAGCACAAUUGUGUUGGAUGAUGCGGAUCUGAAGAAGGCGGCGGAUGCUUGCAUCUUGGCCGCAUUUUUGCACGGCGGCCAAAUCUGCAUGGCCACCGAGCGCAUAAUCGUCCAACGACCCAUCUUCGAUGACUUCCGCAACUACCUCCGCGAAGCUAUGGCUGCGAGCAACUUCCAGGCAGCACAAAUCCUCGUCAACUCCGCAGGUGUCACCAAAAACAGGAACCUUGUCUCGAACGCUGUGGCCAAAGGUGCCAAUAUUGUUUUGGGUGAUGAGAUCAGCAGUGAAGAAAUCUCAAACACGAGGAUGCGCUCUGUCAUGCUCGAGAAUAUAACCCCAGACAUGGAUAUCUAUAAGACUGAGUCGUUCGGGCCUACCGUAUCACUCUUCGUUGUCGACACAGACGAGGAAGCUAUUCAACUCGCGAAUGAUACUGAAUAUGGACUUACUGCGUCCGUGUUUACGGAGAAUUUGGGAAGGGGCUUACGGAUUGCGAGACAGUUGGAAUCUGGGGGCGUGCAUAUAAAUUCUAUGACCAUCCACGACGAACCCAGUCUCCCCCACGGUGGUGUAAAGAGCAGCGGCUUUGGCCGUUUUGGUGGCGCGAUUGGAUUUCAUGAGUUCCUGACUACCAAAUCUGUUACGUGGGUCGAUUAA
Molecule: messenger RNA, 1428 nt
Organism: Paracoccidioides brasiliensis Pb18
Exons: 4
Coding region: 1-1428 (475 amino acids)
Molecular function (GO): succinate-semialdehyde dehydrogenase (NAD+) activity
Source: RefSeq, a predicted model, not a curated record